UGAUAAACCCACAGCCACACUGACAGCAAUGGAAACAGUCAUACCAGCAGGGGGCAGUGUUACACUGACCUGCUCUGUUGACGGAUCUACUGGCUGGAAGUUUGACUGGUUCAGAAAUGGACAACAAUAUCCUGCAGAUGGAUCCUCCAGAAACACAGAACCAGAUGGAACCAUCAGAGUCUCAGAGGGAGGAAAGUACAGCUGCAGAGGAGGAAGAGGAGGAAGAGGAGACCCAGUUUUUUACUCAGGAACCAGCAGAGAGGUCACCAUUCAGAUAACUGAUCCCAAUAAACCCAGUUUGGUUCUUCAACCCAACUGGUCUCAGAUCUACAGAGGAGAGAAAGUCACUCUGAGAUGUGAGAUCCAGGGAGGAACUCAGUGGACGUAUGAAUGGAGACCAACCAAUAGAAACUCUCCAUCAUCCAGUGAAUACAGGAUCAACUCAGCUACUGAGUCCCUCAGUGGAGAAUACAGCUGUAGAGGAAAAAGAGAAGGGUUUUCCUGGACACCAUGGAGUAAUGUUGUUAACCUAACUGUGUCACCCAAACCUCAGCCUGUCCUCUCUGUGUCUCCAUCAUGGCUGAAUCCUGGAGCCUCAGUGACUCUGAGCUGUGAGGGUUUGGAGCAUCAACCAGCAGGAUGGAGGUUCUUCUGGUAUAAAGCUGUUCCUGAUCCAUCCAGCAUCUCCUACACCUCUGAGCUGCUUCCUGGCAGCACCAAUGGUUCUGAGCAGAACUCCUUCAUCACUAAUGGAUCGACUCUCACAGCAGGAUUUGUGUGCAGAGCAGGAAGAGGAGAACCAGAGUUUUACACUCAUUACAGUGAACCAGAGUUUGUCUGGUCUGCAGAUCCUCGUCCAGCAGCUUCUCUCUCAGUGAAUCCUGACAGAGUUCAACACUUCAGAUCUGAAUCUGUGACUCUGAACUGUGAGGGAAACUCUUCUGAGUGGAGAGUGAAGAGGUUUACAGAAACAGGAAAACUGUCAAACUGCUCCAUCUGGGGAAACCUGACUGGAUCUACAUGUAUCAUCGACCCAAACCGGUUUAAUAGUGGAGUUUACUGGUGUGAGUCAAAAUCUGGAGAGUUUAGCAAUGCUGUCAACAUCACUGUACAGGAUGAUGAUUCUGCUCCUCUCCUGCUGAGUCCUGUUCAUCCUGUGACUGAGGGAGAUCCUGUUACUCUGAGCUGCAGAGAUAAAGAACAACAACUUCUCUCCAAUGUGUUUUUCUAUCAUAAUGAUAAACUCCUCCAUAAUGACAGCAGAGGGGAGCUGAAUAUCUCUGCAGUGUCAAAGUCAGAUGAAGGUUUCUACAAAUGUCAACAUUCAGGAAAAGAUUCACCAAGGAGCUGGAUGUCUGUUAGAGUAACUGUAUCCAGUCCUGUCAGCUCUUCAUUUCCUGUCAUGUUGAUCGUUGGACCAGUUGUUGGAGUCGUUCUCGUUAUUCUCAUUAUUCUCCUGGUAUUGUGGCGCUGCAGACGGUCCAAAGAUUUAAGCAGUAACAGAUUGAAUCAACCAGAGAGCAGCAAUCCAGAUCAUGAAGUGACCCAGAAUGACGGUUCUGUUUACAACUCUCUGCUCCCUGAUGAUGGAGGGUUGGAUUCCCUCUAUGAGACAAUCCACCUCAGCAGCGCCUCUGGAAACGGACUGAACGAUGGUGGAGAGGGGCAGGUGAAGCACGACAGAGGAAACACAGUG
Molecule: messenger RNA, 1696 nt
Organism: Poecilia latipinna (sailfin molly)
Lineage: Eukaryota; Metazoa; Chordata; Actinopteri; Cyprinodontiformes; Poeciliidae
Product: Fc receptor-like protein 5
Exons: 10
Biological process (GO): cell surface receptor signaling pathway; immune response
Cellular component (GO): external side of plasma membrane
Molecular function (GO): transmembrane signaling receptor activity
Source: RefSeq, a predicted model, not a curated record